This is a messenger RNA of Micropterus dolomieu (smallmouth bass), 1847 nucleotides long. It is a transcript of the gene irx1b, whose product is annotated as iroquois homeobox 1b. Bases 232 to 1608 code for a protein of 458 amino acids. Gene Ontology annotation, biological process: neuron differentiation; regulation of transcription by RNA polymerase II; cell development. Gene Ontology annotation, cellular component: nucleus. The record is from RefSeq and is a predicted model, not a curated record. The transcript has 5 exons. Gene Ontology annotation, molecular function: RNA polymerase II cis-regulatory region sequence-specific DNA binding; DNA-binding transcription factor activity, RNA polymerase II-specific. NCBI's taxonomy places the organism in Eukaryota, Metazoa, Chordata, Actinopteri, Centrarchiformes, Centrarchidae.
CAUCACUUCGCACUCGAGGUGCCAAAAAGGGGCUCUGAUACAACUCCGGGUCGGUGGAAGUGGAGAAGCUUGACAGUUUCUAAAAGGGGGACUCUGGUGAUUUAGACACCCCCUUCAUCCUCUUCUCCUUCUUUCUUGGGAUUUCUACUUUCUCCCCCCCUCCCCUCUGCCUGCUCUUGCUGUUGUGUGGCUUUGACUUUGAGAGAGAUUUACUGAACGCGUUCUCCGGACAUGUCUUUCCCUCAGCUGGGGUACCCCCAGUUCCUCAGUGCCUCUCAUGAGGUGUACGGGGGCGAGCGGCCGGCCUCUGCCAGGGAAGGAGGCACCGAGGGCGGCGUAAGCUCGUCCGCCACCGCCGCGGCCGUCGGCUCCAUGCUGGGAAUGUACGGGAGCCCAUGGGCGGCUCAUAACUACAGUGCCUUUCUGCCGUACAGCGGAGCCACAGACCUCGCCCUCAUAACCCAGAUGGGCUCCCAGUAUGAGCUGAAGGAAAGCCCGGGGUCCCACCCAGCCUCUCUACCUGUCCACGCCGCUCAAGGCUUCUACCCGUACGGCCAGUACCCAUACGGGGACCCGUCUAGGGCCAAGACGGCCACCCGGGAGACCACCAGCACCCUGAAGGCCUGGUUGCAAGAGCACCAGAAGAACCCUUACCCCACUAAAGGAGAGAAGAUAAUGCUUGCUAUCAUCACCAGGAUGACACUCACACAGGUGUCCACGUGGUUCGCGAACGCCCGCAGACGCCUGAAGAAGGAGAACAAGGUAACAUGGGGCCGAAGCGCCGAGGACCGGGACGGCCGCAUCUUCAGCAGCGACAACGAGGACGAGCACGGCAAGAACGGCAGCGACGAGGAAGACGAAGACGAGGAAAUUGAUUUGGAAACUGUCGAUAUUGAGAGACCCGAGGAGGAGCGAGCAGGGGAGCAGGGCUCCGGAAAGGGAGAGGGAGAGGCAGGCCUGACCGCCAGAGAGCAGGCCUCGGAGCCGAAGAGCUCGGACAGCAGCAGGACGCUUUCUGUCGAGGGCCUAAGAGGAGUGGAGGCGGCUAUUUCUCUCAAUAGAUCGCCCGUUGUCAAACUCGCAGUGGAUCGAUCUCCCAGCAGACAGGAGUGCCAGAGACCACCGCAGAGCAAACCCAAAAUCUGGUCACUGGCAGAGACCGCCACGGCCCCCGAAAGCUCGCACAAACCUUCCCCCGCUGCCCAUGCGCACCACCCGGCUUUGGCCUCCGCUGGCCACCCGGCCUUACUCCCGGGUCAUGGGAUAUAUACAUGCCAGAUUGGCAAGCUGCACAACUGGGCCAACGCGGCUUUUCUGAAUGCCAACUCUAUUUUGAACAUGAGGUCGCUCCUCGGAGGGGCGCCGGCCGGACACCUGCCUCUCCAUGGCGCAGUGCCGGUUGCCCGUCAUGACGCACGACCGGCGGCGGCGGGCCACGGAACUUCGGGAACGGAAGAUGACAGUGAUAUAGAGUCGUCAGGAAGCUUCAGUCCAAAAAGAGAUGAGGAAGACCACAGGCCUGACUCCCUGAAGUCCCCAUUCCAGCUGAUCACUGACAGACCUCACCAUGGGACAACACCACAGCGAGUUCUGACAACAACAUCAUGAGAAGACAAAGCAAAAAAAAAACAGACAAAAGAAAAGAAAAGAGAAAGGAAUAAUUUUAUUUAAGUGAGACAGUUUAAUGAAGGCUAUUUUGUGACAGUGCAACCUGUCAUAGUAUUACUGUUUAGCUUCUACAUGCAAAAAGAGAUGGUUCGUUUUGUCACAGAUUUGCUUGUAUCUCUCUCUCUCUCUCUUUUAUGUCCUAUGUUCUUUCUUUGCCUCUUCUGUUGUGAAUGGAAACC